Messenger RNA from Hemisphaericaspora subhashii, 1899 nucleotides. It is a transcript of the gene STB5, whose product is annotated as Stb5p. The transcript has a single exon. Gene Ontology annotation, biological process: DNA-templated transcription; positive regulation of transcription by RNA polymerase II; RNA processing. Gene Ontology annotation, molecular function: zinc ion binding; DNA-binding transcription factor activity, RNA polymerase II-specific; ribonuclease III activity. The coding region runs from base 1 to 1899 and encodes 632 amino acids. Lineage: Eukaryota; Fungi; Ascomycota; Pichiomycetes; Serinales; Debaryomycetaceae. The record is from RefSeq and is a predicted model, not a curated record.
AUGUCUGCAGAAUCAACACACAGCAUCACGAGCGAUAUAUCGUCGAUAAUAACCAUGCCAUCAACAGUAGAAGGAUCAGAAAAUUUGGUAACGAAAUUCCGUAUUAAGAAGCCAAGCAUUUCGCGUUCUACUACGCCACAAAUUGAUUUUGAUAAGUUGACAAGUUGUGUAAGAUGUAGAAAAUUAAAGAAAAAGUGUAGCAAGAACACACCUGAGUGCCUUAAUUGUGAUAAAGCUGGAGAGUCAUGUACUUAUGUUCCAAGAAAGAAAAGAAAAUCUAAGAAGGGUUCUGAAGAAGUUGAGGAAGCAUCAUCAUCCUCAAUGUCUGGAACUAGAUCAAUCUCUCGUUCAUUAGAGACUGUUGGCAUUCAAGAAUAUACGUUUGUCCAAAACAACUUAAAAUCUGAGAGUCAGGUUCCAUUAAACUCCCCCGUCGUUCAAAGUAGUACGGUAUUAAAUCCUAUUGAUGCUCGAGCUCCAGAUUUUCAUUCUUAUCCCAAACAAAUUUCCAAGAUUUUGAUAAGUGCAGUUGGGAUAAACACAAAUUCUAAUGUUAGUAUUAUCCCUCCGAUUAUCGAUAAAGAAUUGUUAUCUUUAAUUAUUAACGCUUUCUUCCUUCAUAAUUAUAGAGCGUGUCCUGUGAUAAACAAACGUCAGUUCCUUAAUCAGUUUAACAAAUUAUUUGAAAAUGAUAAAGUUGAUCUAGAUGAUUUUGAUGAUAAAUUCGAGUUGUACAUAGUACUCGCCAUUGGAAGUACAGGAUUAGAAAGAUCCGGGGUUAUUAAUAGAGAGAAGAAGAUUUCUGAGUUUUUCGUUAGUAAAGCCUUGAAUCAUGUUCAUAAUAAUCUAUCGAGUAAUGAUCUUAAGAAUGUUAAAUAUCUAGUUCUUUUAGGAUUAUAUUCAUUUUUUGAUCCAUCUGAAUUCACUGCUUGGGAAAUAAUGGGUAAAGUCACUAGACUUGCAAUCCAUCUUGGUUUAAAUAAAGCGAUCUCAGAACUUGAGGCAAAAAAUUUGACUCCUAGACAAGUCGAAUUUAGAUCCCGUUUAUUCUGGAGUGUCUAUAUGCUUGACAGAUUAACUUGUGUGUCGCUAGGUCGACCAGUUGCGAUUAGUGACGAUGACAUAAACACUCCAUUGCCAGUGUUAUUAGACGACGAUCAUGAAGACAUAGAUAUAAACCAUCUCCUAUUAGGUUUAAGAAGAAUCGAAGGUCAAAUUCUCCGUCGAGUCCACUCGGUGAGUACUCAUAAGCACAUAUGUAUCAAGAACAAACCCAAAGAAGUGUACCGAGACGAAGUCUUAUCCGAGCUCAGAACUGAAAUUGAUGAAUGGUAUACGGAAGCAGGAUCAAUCAAUACUCCUACAUCGAGGGUUUCAUUCCAUUCACUGAUUCCAUGGUAUAGUGCAAGAUACCAUCAUUUGUUAAUCUUGCUAUAUCGCCCAUCAUAUUUGAAUCCUACGCCUUCUCCUAGUAUGCUUGAAAUUCUCGGGAAUUCCUGUCUUGAAACAUUAGCAUCUACCUAUAAGUUAUACAUUGCAAAACUCCUUCCUUUAAAUUGGACAACCUUGUAUCGAUUCCUCAUGGUUUGUACUACCAUGCUUUAUUGUCUCUGUAAAUGGACAAUUGAUUUAGUUGAAUCAAAAACUGAGAUUUGUUAUUGUAUAGAAAUCUUACAAGCUUUUGGUAGUGAUUGGAUUGUGGCUAAGAAAUGUGCUGAAGUAUUUAAACAAAUUGAGAAUAAAUUGUUAGAAAUUACUUUAACUAGCAGUGGUAAUACAGAUAUGGAUAACUUGUCCCGUGAGCUCUUAGGUGCUAGUAGUUCAUAUCAUGAAAUAUUAAAUGUUCAUUCAGUUGAUAUUUCAUUUGAGAAUGAAUUCUUACAAACAACAACUUCUUAA